Phacochoerus africanus (Common warthog) is the source of this 1335-nucleotide messenger RNA. RefSeq names its product ubiquitin conjugating enzyme E2 F (putative) (gene UBE2F). Gene Ontology annotation, biological process: protein neddylation. The record is from RefSeq and is a predicted model, not a curated record. NCBI's taxonomy places the organism in Eukaryota, Metazoa, Chordata, Mammalia, Artiodactyla, Suidae. Bases 168 to 725 code for a protein of 185 amino acids. Gene Ontology annotation, cellular component: nucleus. Gene Ontology annotation, molecular function: NEDD8 transferase activity. The transcript is spliced from 10 exons.
CGCGGGCGAGAGCGGCAGAGUCCCCGCCCCGCUACUUCCGGUCCCGCCGCCCGGAGCCGGUGCUGCUGUGAGGGGCUGCGCUUCGCCGCCGCCGGCCGGCCGGGCAUGGUGUUGGGCGCCGGUCCCGCCUCGCCUGUCUCCGGGUGCCCAGGGUAAAGGCAGCAGGAAUGCUGACGCUGGCGAGCAAACUGAAGCGGGACGACGGUCUCAAGGGGUCCCGGGCGUCCCCCGCAGCCUCCGACUCCACUCGGCGGGUUUCUGUGAGAGACAGGCUGCUUGUUAAAGAGGUUGCAGAGCUUGAAGCUAAUUUGCCUUGUACGUGUAAAGUGCAUUUUCCUGAUCCAAACAAGCUUCAUUGCUUUCAGCUGACUGUAACCCCAGAUGAGGGUUACUACCAGGGUGGAAAGUUUCAGUUUGAAACUGAAGUUCCCGAUGCGUACAACAUGGUGCCCCCCAAAGUGAAAUGCCUGACCAGGAUCUGGCACCCCAACAUCACAGAGACAGGUGAAAUAUGUCUCAGUCUGCUGCGAGAACAUUCGAUCGACGGCACCGGCUGGGCUCCCACGCGGACGCUGAAGGAUGUUGUUUGGGGAUUAAACUCAUUGUUCACUGAUCUCCUGAAUUUUGAUGAUCCACUGAACAUUGAGGCUGCAGAGCACCAUCUGCGGGACAAGGAGGACUUCCGCAGCAAGGUGGAGGACUACAUCAAGCGCUUCGCCAGAUGAUAGGCGGGGCCCCCGGCGGGCGGGACACGUCGGAAGGGCGCCUCCCGCCCACGCGCGCGCAAGGCGAGCCUCCUCCCCUCCGCGCUCCCCGCCCUCCCCCCGGCUCGCCGAGGCCGGGACCACGUGUCCUGAGGCAGCACCUCUCCACGAGCGCCCGUGGUAGAUGGGAGCUCCCGUGCAUACAGCAAGGAAACGUGUUUGGGGUUCUAAAGAGGUGUCUGCUUACCUUACCAUGUUUGCUUUUUUGAAACUGUACUGUAUAGGCUGUGGAUGAGAUUCUCCAAGUUGUGAUGAACUCAGAAUUGAGGCUAGAGCUCGCUUCUCCCCCUGUCCCCAAAGUCGUUCCCUGCACAGGUGACGCUCAUGACGUGCUCAGCGUACCUCGCCGGCCGGCGACCAGAAGCCCGCUACAAACUGUGAUUGGAUGCAGAUUCUCCUGGCGCCUUCCACGCGUGGGGGCCCCGCCUGGAUGGCGGGAGGCUCCCCCGAAGGCAUAGUCAUUCACUGUAGAUCUCUUACCCAAAGGCGUAUUUUAUUUAAUGUAAGUAUAUUUUGGAACAGAUUUGUAAUUUGUACAAUUUAAUGCUUUAAUUAUUUUUUUCUAUUCUCA